Microdochium trichocladiopsis is the source of this 1632-nucleotide messenger RNA. RefSeq lists its product as uncharacterized. NCBI's taxonomy places the organism in Eukaryota, Fungi, Ascomycota, Sordariomycetes, Xylariales, Microdochiaceae. Bases 1 to 1632 code for a protein of 543 amino acids. Gene Ontology annotation, molecular function: zinc ion binding; DNA-binding transcription factor activity, RNA polymerase II-specific. The record is from RefSeq and is a predicted model, not a curated record. Gene Ontology annotation, biological process: regulation of DNA-templated transcription. The transcript has 2 exons.
AUGUUUAGUACUCUACGGCAAACGUUUGGUGAUGGAGACCGACUCCUCAACGUGGAGAUUGUCCCGCCCUUUGACAAGGACAGGACGUCAAUGCGGACGGCCUGCGAGAGAUGUCGCACACAGAAGUCCAAGUGCGUGAGCGGCAAGAACGGCUGUAUGCUGUGCGUCGCCAAGAACCGAAAAUGCGAGUACUCGGUCGUCUCGAGGCCGCGACGGCACGCGUCCAGCGUUGCUAGCGGUGAUUCAAAGUCCCGGAGCGACGACAACACAGUCGCCAACCAGCACAAGCAGUCGAACCAGGCUGGGACACUCAAACGGCGGUCUCGAGUACAGGCGACGAGACAAUCAUCGCCGUUGUCGACGUCGUCAUCCUCCUCUGAAGACCAAGUGAGGGGCUCACCAGUAUCGCAGUCCUCACUUCGGGACAAGAGCGUCGCAACACCUGCGCCAGACACGGGCGUGGAAGACGCACAACAAUUGUAUUUCAUGGGCAUACUCUUUCCUGACUCCCCUGGGCAGGUCCCGGCCGUCUUUCCGGACCUCGACCCCGCCGCCUGGGACUUUUACGGCAGUGUGACCGACCCCACGCCCACGGCUGCCGCGAAACUGGAGGCAGGCCUCGGUGGUGGUGCUGCCGGCGAAACGUCAACAUCUCAAGGAGACAGAGGCGAGCACGAUGUCAACAAAUCCAGCCAAACUUCGCCGUCAGCAAACAGCCUGUCCGAGUUUUCUGUUGACCAGAUGGAAUUCCUGAUGGAGGACUCGCGCAUCAUGACUACGAUGAUUCCCAAUGCGCACGACAACAAAGUCACAUCCGAGGCCCAGCCUGGGACUCAUUUCUCGCCAUUGCCAGACUUGGAUGCCACCUCCACCUCUACCUCUACAUAUUCAUCGUGUUCCUGCAUGAUGACAGCCGUGAGAAUCUACGAGGCCUUGCAGGUCCAGCUCGUCUGGGGCGAUCCCGUCGCCGGCAUGUCGCCGGCACCAAGUCCGAACUCCGCGUCGGCAGACUCUCCAUGCUCGUCGCUUUCGUCCUCGUCAGGGUCAGGGUCAGGGUCACGGCCAGGCACAUUGUCUGGCUCGGCAACAUGCAAUACAACGCCUCUUAUGACCCAGCAAACGAUCCUGCAGCGCCAGAAGACGAUGCUCGCCCGCUUCGAGUCCCUGCUCGGGUGUGGCACCUGCUGGUCCCGGCCAGAUUUUGUCAUGCUGAUGAUCACCAUGUGCGAUCGCAUCCUGACCAGCCUGGAGGCGGUCGAGCGCUUCGUUUGCAGCAGGACCGAUGACGCAAACAGGGUCAGUUCCAACACCACCGCUGCAGCUGCGGCUGCGGUUGCCGCAGACGUCAACGCCACGGCAGCAUCACGCGCAGAGCUAGGGCUGCCACCCCUGUCCCGCUCACCUCAGGUCCAGCAGCCUCGGGUAGGCGCUUGGCAGAUCGACGACGACGACGAGCUGGAAUUGGUCAUCAGCCUGAUCAAGUCCCGCGUGACAAGGCUCGGCAAUCUGAUCGCCAUGGCUGAGGGCACGGUGAGCGCAAACGCGUGGCUUUCGCACGAGAGGCUGGCUCAGGCGUUGCGGAGGAGGUCUAACAAACUGCUCCUUUCCUUGUCGUUUCGCGGCUUUCCUUGA